This is a messenger RNA of Lottia gigantea (owl limpet), 1881 nucleotides long. RefSeq lists its product as hypothetical. Gene Ontology annotation, cellular component: plasma membrane. The coding region runs from base 1 to 1881 and encodes 626 amino acids. The record is from RefSeq and is a predicted model, not a curated record. Gene Ontology annotation, biological process: cholesterol homeostasis. Gene Ontology annotation, molecular function: ATP binding; ATP hydrolysis activity; ABC-type transporter activity. The transcript is spliced from 10 exons. Lineage: Eukaryota; Metazoa; Mollusca; Gastropoda; Lottiidae.
AUGACCUCAGUAUAUAAUAUUGAGUUUUCCAUUAAACACAGUAUCGAUAUCAACGUGGAGAAUCUAUCAUACGUUAUAGACCAACCUAAUAUUACCACCAGUCGUCUCCCCUGUCAUACCACCGACCACAGCGCCACCACUAAAACUAUUCUAGAUGGAGUGUCGUUCCAGGCGAAAUGCGGCCAGAUGUUGGCUAUUAUGGGCAGCUCGGGUAGCGGUAAGACGUCUCUAUUAAAUGUUCUAGCCUGUAAGAAUUCUACAGGUACAGUAACUGGCGAUAUAGAACUGAACGGUGUUAAACAUACCAAACAUAUGAUAGAACAUUUCUCAGCCUACGUCAGACAAGAUGAUCGUCUGCUUCAGUUCCUGUCCGUCAAGGAAACUCUGAUGUUUGUGGCCCAGUUGAAACUACCAACUAAAUUAUCUCGAGUUGAAAUAGUACGGAAAGUGGACGAGGUUAUAGCUGAGCUAGGUUUAAGUCACGUGACUGCCACUAGAGUAGGGGGCGCUAAUAUUCGAGGUAUUUCCGGUGGAGAGAGAAGAAGAGUCAGUAUAGGAAUACAGCUACUGAUGGAUCCUAGUAUAUUGUUGCUAGAUGAACCUACUUCCGGUCUGGAUUCGUUCACAGCUCAUCAUCUGAUACAAACUUUAUCCCGAUUGGCUAAAAAUCAACGAACUAUACUUCUAUCUAUCCAUCAACCAAGAUCAGAUAUAUUUGAGUUGUUCGACAAGGUGUUAGUUUUAUCAGUAGGGCAGACUGUAUAUUACGGCGAAACUAGAACUAUGGUGGAUUAUUUUACUAGACUAGGUUAUCCAUGUCCAGAACUCACCAACCCAUCAGAUUAUUACAUGGAUCUAGCGACUAUCGACGCUACCACGGACGAGACUGAGAGCAGAACGACGGAAGUAGUAGAGAAUUUACUGGAGGCCUACAGACGCCAGGGGGAGGAGGUUCAUACAGGAUCUGAUACCGAGGUAAAUCAACACAUUAAAGAAUAUAUGAUAGAGGGCGCCACUGAAAUACAAGUUGGUUAUCCUGGUUUCUUCCAUCAGUUUACAGUACUAGCAAGACGCCAUUUUAAGAACACAGUAAUCAACCAAUGGGCGUUGAUAGUUCAGACGUUUGAAGCUGUAUUUAUGUCGCUAGUAUUGGGAGUGGUGUUUUGGGAAUUGACGUUAGAUCAGAGAGGAAUUAGAGAUCGAUAUGGGUUUAUGUUUAUGAUCACCAUGAUGUACCCUUUUACCAAUACUCUAGAUGUUAUAGGACAGUGUCACGAAGAAAGAAAAUAUUUAUAUUUUGAGUUAGAAGACAAACUUUAUGGAUAUUUCGCUUAUUAUUUUUCUAAAAUAAUAGCGGAACUUCCAUUUCACUUCCUGUUCGUAUCGUUAUAUUUUACUCCAGCUUAUUUUAUGACGGGGUUACAAGUAGACGUGAUAAUAUUUUUUACUAUGUUUGGGAUUGUAUUGUUACUGGUGUAUGUGACUAGAAGCUGGGCCCUGGCCAUGGCGAUGAUCUUUCCUAACUAUACCUUGUCCAGUACUGUCAGUAAUAUUCUACUCGCUCUAUUUAGCGUCUGUAGCGGAUUCUAUGUUAAUUUAGAAUCUAUGCAUUCAGGAACGCGGUGGAUGGCUGAUGUUUCUCCAAUAAGAUGGGCGUUUGACAGUCUGAGCUUGGUGGAGUAUGGGAACGUGACGUUCGCCUGUGGGCAGAUUGAUCCUAGAUAUUGUAUUAAAACAGGAGAAGAAGCGUUGAAACUUUAUGGAUUCGAUGGUGAUCAGGUCUGGAUGGCUGUAGUAAUAUUACUAGGAAAUAUCUGUGGCUAUCAGUUAAUGGCUAUUCUAGCGUUCCGAUUCAUUCCUCAGAAACCAUAUGGAUUUUAA